GCUGGCGGCGGCUGCCGCUGCACCGCUCGCAACUGCUUCUCCAGAGAAGCUGCUCGGGGGGUGGAAACAGAGCGAGUGGGGAGGAGGAGGGAGCGAUGCGAUGCGAUGCCCGGGGCUGCUCCCCAGAAACCUCGCUGCUCCUGGUGACCCCGCUCGCCAUGUGAUCCCGGCAGGGCUGAGGCUGGCUCCGAGAUGGGAACCUUAGGGAAGAGGAAAGAGAACCCUUUGCAAUGGAAAUCCAGGGUGGAAAAAAAGAAGUCUGUUCACUUCCACUCCCCUUACACGCUGACUAACUGCUGAAACCUGCACAAGGAUGCAGCACUGCCCCUAAAACAGCACUUGAACUGAAGCAGAUCAGUCCUUGUGCCUCCCAUUCAAAUCCUGCCCAGAUUACUGAGUUCAGAAUAAUGAUGCCUUUGGGACACUUAGCCAAAGGCGCCAGCCUGGAGAACCUCAUUGAAACCUGCCUUCAGUCUUUUGAUUCAGAGGGAAACCUAUGUCAAAACAACCAGCUGCUACAGAUAACACUGACCAUGCACAGAGUUAUCAUCCCCUCUGAGGAUGUGCUCCGAAAACUAAUUGAUCUAUAUCUGGAUGCUUUAGAAAAUAAGUCUUCUGGGCUUUGUGUAAAGAUAUGCUAUUUUGUAAGGUAUUGGAUAACAGAGUUCUGGAUCAUGUUCAAAAUGGAUUCUAGUCUAAUUAACACCAUGGAGGAAUUUCAGAAAUUGGUGAGAGCUAAUGGUGAGGAGUUACACUGUCGCCUAAUUGACACAACUCAAAUAAAUUCCCGGGAUUGGUCCCGAAAGCUUACACAGCGGAUAAAGCCCAACACCAGUAAGAAAAGGAAAGUCUCACUUCUCUUUGAUCAUCUAGAGCCGGAAGAGCUAUCAGACCACCUCACCUACCUUGAAUUUAAGUCCUUCCGAAGAAUAUCAUUCUCAGAUUAUCAGAAUUACAUUGUAAACAGCUGCGUAAAGGAGAAUCCAACAAUGGAAAGAUCCAUUGCUCUUUGUAAUGGUAUCUCCCAAUGGGUACAACUAAUGGUACUCAGUAGGCCAACACCACAGCUUCGGGCUGAAGUGUUCGUCAAGUUUAUUCAUGUUGCACAGAAGCUCCACCAGUUGCAGAAUUUCAAUACUUUAAUGGCAGUGAUAGGAGGUCUCUGUCACAGCUCUAUCUCCAGACUCAAAGAAACAAGUUCGUAUGUUCCUCAUGAGGUCAACAAGGUGUUUAAUGAAAUGACAGAACUGCUCUCAUCUUAUAGGAACUAUGACAAUUAUCGACGUGCUUACAAUGAGUGCACUAACUUUAAGAUCCCAAUCCUUGGGGUCCACUUGAAAGACCUGAUCUCCCUUUAUGAGGCCAUGCCAAAUUACUUAGAGGACCAAAAAAUUAAUGUGCAUAAACUACAGUCUCUGUAUAACCAUAUAAAUGAACUGAUACAACUCCAGGAGUUGGCACCUCCCUUAGAAGCUAAUAAGGAUCUUGUACAUCUGCUCACGCUGUCACUUGAUCUUUACUACACUGAAGAUGAAAUAUAUGAACUAUCAUACGCACGAGAGCCAAGAAGCCACCGAGCUGCACCUUUGACACCUUCCAAACCACCGGUAGUUGCAGACUGGGCCUCAGGCAUAGCUCCAAAACCUGAUCCAAAGACAAUCAGCAAGCACGUUCAGAGAAUGGUGGAUUCUGUCUUCAAAAAUUAUGACCAUGAUCAGGAUGGAUACAUUUCUCAGGAAGAAUUUGAAAAGAUUGCAGCCAGCUUUCCAUUCUCAUUUUGUGUCAUGGACAAGGACAGGGAAGGUCUGAUUAGCAGGGAUGAAAUAACAGCUUACUUUAUGAGGGCUAGCUCGAUCUAUUCUAAAUUAGGUCUUGGCUUUGCUCACAACUUCCAAGAGACCACUUACCUAAAGCCUACAUUCUGUGACAACUGUGCUGGAUUUCUCUGGGGAGUUAUUAAACAAGGAUAUAGAUGCAAAGACUGUGGAAUGAACUGUCACAAGCAGUGCAAAGACCUGGUUGUAUUUGAGUGCAAGAAAAGAUCCAAAAGCAUGACUGCAGAUAACAGCCCGACCUCAGCCCUCGCUUCUAGCCUCUGCCCUGUAGGAGUCAAAGAGCAAUUCCAUGGGCAGGAGGAAGGCCCCUUUACAUUUCCUAAUGGAGAAGUGGCUGAACACAAUGAAGAGAGCAAGGACCGAACAAUUAUGCUUAUGGGUGUCUCGUCCCAAAAAAUCUCAGUGAGAGUGAAGCCAGCUGUUCUUGAAAAGAGCACACAGACUGAGCCAGCACUGGCAAAUAGCGCUGUACCCAGUAGGCAGAUGGAGAAGGAGCAUGGGAUGUCAUCGGAAAAUAUUUAUCUACAGCCCGCAACACCAUCUCCAUGCCCAAGCCCAGUUCUAAGCCGCAAAAAGGCUUAUGUAAAAUGGGAAAACAAAGACUCAAGUCAGAAACGAAAGGAUGAGCAGCGCAUCUAUAAACCCUCGUACCAGGAAGUGGAGCAGGAAAGGAAUAUUCUAAAGGCAGAAAAUGAAGCUUUAAAGAUUCAGCUUAAACAGGCACACAAAACAAUUGAAUCUCUCAGUAUUCAACGCAGAAAUCAUGUCUUGGACAAUACACAACACAGAGACUGCGCGUAGCUGACAAGGCAGGAGCUCUCCUCUGGAUGAAUGUAAGAGGGCUUUUUGAACUGUGACAAAGCUGCUGUAUUCAAGUGAACAGGAAACAGAGACAAAGAUUUUAAAACAGAAAUAUACUCUGUUGAAUCAGCGUAUUUUGCCUGUUCAAUAUACUGCUGAAUGUAUAAAUGUGUUCCUUUCUCUGAUAGUUUAAAAUAAUUUAUCUUCUGAACAUGGGAAUUAAUACAUUCUGGAAUCUCUCUCAAGAAGGGCAAUAUAGGCCCAGAAGUUUAUAUUUAUCGUCAGUAAGCAACUUCUAUGUCCAAUAUGGAUGAUGCGACUCUACAAGUAGCUACUGUUUCUAUUGAGUGCCCAGUGCCACCAACAAGUGUUCCGACAAGGUAUGUAAAUAAGCAGACACUCCCAACUCAAAUUUGGCCCAAAUUCAGGUUUUCUAACAAACAUUUGAUAAAUCUAAGACUUUUGAGCAAUUUUUGAUGAGAGAGACUUCAUGGUCCCAAUCAUUGCUGCAUUAAGAACUGGAAAGUGCAACUGAGUUCAUUGAUUUUCAUCAUCCAACAUUAGAAAUAUGAACUGUCAAUAAGCAGUGAAACGAAUGACGAUUUUAAGUCUUUCCUUUUUAAUGCUCUACCAUGUGGUAUAUAAAUAUUUUUAUAACUGAUUAAAAUUAAGCAUUCCUUUAAAAUCCUUGCUUUUCGAGCUGGCCAUAGAGGUUCUAGCUACCCACACUUUUAACCCUGCAAAACUAAAAAUUAUAGUGCCUCAUACAGAGCACGAGACUAGAGAUUUCACACUGGAGUAUUGCUUCCACUUAAUGUCCCAUGCUACUAUUCAGGUCAAAUAGUCUUGAUACUGGCCCUGCUGGCUCAGUGGUUAAUGGUUGAAGACAGAUUUUAUUGGCAGGAGGAAAAGAUGUUGGCUAUUUUCUUUAACUUCUCUCCAUCUUUCAGUCCUUCAUUUAUAAGCGUGCAAUAUGUUCUGAUAUUUCAAGAUUUAAUCAUAAAAUACAAAUAUUAAAAUUAAGGAAGGGGAAUUUUCAGUCCAUGACAGCAUUUAACUGUCCUGGCCUCCAACUAUGGAACCUAUCAAAGUUGGGGAAGUACAAAGCCUCCUCCAUCAUUGACAGCCUUCCUCUAUAGCUUAAGUUAUUGUUAUUUAUUAUUUCUGGAAACUCGCCAGGGACUAGGACUCUAGUGGGCUAAGUACUGUACAAAUAACAUGAAGGCACUCCCUGCCCCCAAGAGCUCAUGAGCUAGGAUUUGUUGGCAUAAAUACAAAACAGACUGUGUAUGUGAUUAUUACGUGGUUGUUAGCAUUUCAGAAAAAAAGUGGCCGUGGAACAAUUCUGAGAAGGCUGGGGGCGGGGAGAAGUUGCAUGGGGAAUUUCAGGUUAUGUUCUUGUGUUUAGUUGACUAACGGUUCAGCUAAGCAACCACAAUCCACAGCAAACGUGUCCCUCCAUCGUGAACCCAUCCCUCCCCAGAGAACCUCCUCUUCCCGCUCCUUACCUGCAAUUGUCUUCUUGGGAGGAGGAUUGAAGGUCUGUAUUUCUCCCCUUGCAUGGUUCAACAAGCAGCAGCAGGAUGUUUUCCACCCUUCCUCUCUCUCUCUC
Messenger RNA from Mauremys reevesii (Reeves's turtle), 4248 nucleotides. It is a transcript of the gene RASGRP1, whose product is annotated as RAS guanyl releasing protein 1. The transcript has 18 exons. NCBI's taxonomy places the organism in Eukaryota, Metazoa, Chordata, Testudines, Geoemydidae. Gene Ontology annotation, molecular function: calcium ion binding; guanyl-nucleotide exchange factor activity. Gene Ontology annotation, cellular component: plasma membrane. The record is from RefSeq and is a predicted model, not a curated record. Bases 408 to 2636 code for a protein of 742 amino acids. Gene Ontology annotation, biological process: positive regulation of GTPase activity; Ras protein signal transduction.